Urocitellus parryii (Arctic ground squirrel) is the source of this 1221-nucleotide messenger RNA. Lineage: Eukaryota; Metazoa; Chordata; Mammalia; Rodentia; Sciuridae. The record is from RefSeq and is a predicted model, not a curated record.
AUGUCGUGUGCUCCUGAGGACUUGAGACUGAGCAGGCCUGGACUGUUGCAGGGACCCGUGUUGUUUGAGGACGUGUCUGUGGACUUCACCCAGAAGGAGUGGCAGCUUCUGGACCCUGCGCAGAGACGUCUGUACAGGGACGUGAUGCUGGAGAACUACAGGCACCUGGAGUCACUGGGACACUGUGUGACCAAACCUGAGCUGAUAUGCAGGUUGGAGCAAGGAGAAGAGCCGUGGAUACUAAAGAGGGAGGUGCCAAGUCACAGCCACGCUGCACCAAGCCAGCGUGAUGAUAGGAAGAGAGCCUUGGAGAGGAAAUCCCACCUCACUCUAACUCAGAGAGAGACCACCAGAGAGGAUACUGACAGAGGUGAUAAAUGUGAAAAAACCUCCCGCAGGAAGUCAGUGUACUCUCAACAUCAGAGAAUGACCUUGGAGAAGAAACCUCAUGAGAAUAAGAAAAGUGGAAGAGCCAUAAGUGGGAAGUCACACCUCACUGAAAACCGGAGCGGUCGCAAAGGAGAGAGGACUUACGACUGUGGUAAAUGUGGGGAAAGCUUCCGGAAGAAAUCGAGCCUUACUCAACAUCAGAGCACACACACAGGGAAAAAGCCCUACGAGUGCAGUGAAUGUGGGAAAUCCUUCUUUGUGAAGUCCAACCUCACUGAACAUCAGAGAACUCACACAGGAGAGAAGCCGUAUGAAUGCAGUGAAUGUGGGAAAUCCUUCUGCCAGAAAUCAGCCCUCACAGUGCAUCAGAGAACUCACACGGGAGAGAAGCCAUACAAAUGCAACGAGUGUGGGAAGACCUUCUGCGUGAAAUCCAACCUGACUCAACAUCAGAGGACCCACACUGGAGAGAAACCCUACAAGUGCAACGAAUGCUGGCGAUCUUUCUGUGUGAAAUCCAACCUUGUAGUGCAUCAGAGAACUCAUACAGGAGAAAAGCCCUACAGAUGCCCUGAGUGUGGGAAAACCUUCUAUGAAAAGUCAGCCCUCACAAAGCAUCAGAGAAUCCACACAGGGGAAAAACCCUAUGAAUGCAACGAAUGUAGAAAAACCUUCAGCCAGAGGUCAGCCCUCACCAAACAUCAAAGGAAAACACACAAGAAGAAAACUCCUAUCAACACCCUCCAUGUGGAGAAACCAACAGUCACAAGCCAAACUCAUAGAACAUCAGUAGGAUCUGAAGGCAAAACCCCGACACAACAACAUGAGUAG